Thecamonas trahens ATCC 50062 is the source of this 2322-nucleotide messenger RNA. RefSeq lists its product as uncharacterized. The record is from RefSeq and is a predicted model, not a curated record. NCBI's taxonomy places the organism in Eukaryota, Apusomonadida, Apusomonadidae. The transcript is spliced from 2 exons. The coding region runs from base 1 to 2322 and encodes 773 amino acids.
AUGAGCGUCUUCACCAAGCAGCGGACCACCGGUGCUCGCCUAGGGCUGGUUCUCGUCCUUGUCGUUGUCGUUGUCCUUGUUCUGCCGUUGGCUGCCGAGGCGACGACGGCCGCGAUGGAAGAGCUGGCUGGGGAGGCGGACGGCGGUGGCGGGGAGGCGAUCCGGAUCGAGGGCGAGUGGUGGGCGGAAGAUGCGGGUGUGAAGGGCAAGGGAAUGGUCAAGACACCCGUGGCGCCAAAGUAUGUGGGGACGAUCAAGAUGGGUACGAGUGGGAGUUGGAAGCGGGUCAAGGCCGAUCGGACAUACCUCAACAACGUCAUAUUUCUCGCUGGCACCACCCUCAUCGGCAUGGUCGACGGUGGCGUGAUGGCGCACAAGACGUGGCAGCUGCCGCCGGGCGUCUCGUCGCCCAUUGGCUACUACUCGCAGCCGUACUACGGAUAUCUCGCGCUGACGCCCUCGCCGGACCUGCUCGUGUACUACCGGUGCGACGACCCGUGCUCGGACCGCGGGCAGGACUGCGCGCUCACUCCAUAUCUUAAUCUGACACUGCCAAACGUGACGGCUUCGACCGACUGGGUCGAUCUAGCCACCGGCGAGUCAGAGGUCAACGGGCAGAGCUUCGGCUAUCUAUUUGGCGACGACCUGACCGUCGUCGAGGUCAGCGACUUGGGCGAUCCGGACAACGCGUUUGUGAGUGCCACCUUUUCGCUCAGCGAUCUUGUUCCAGCUGUUGUUGCCAAGUAUCCUUAUCUUCUCGCGGCGGUUGGGACCGACUACAACCCGAACUCGCGAACGCAUCUAUGGAUCGUGCUCACGACCGAAGAUCCUGUGACGGCGAGCUCGCCGCCGCCCGCCGUCGUCCUCACCUUUGCCAUCGGCGUCCGCAAAGUGGAGGUUGUUUCGUUUACGCUGCCGACGCCCAUGGGCAUUGUCCACUACACUGGCUUUGUCUCACUAACGCACUAUGGGGUCAACGGCACAAAUCUCAUCGCAUACGACGACGACAAGCCCGGGCAGAACAUCACAGCCAGCUGGCCUGCGCUCGGUAUGACAGCCUCGGCCUGCGCUGUCGACUCGGGCGCGGCCGAGGAGGGAGACCACGGCAUGUUUGUCGCCUCACGGCUCACCUCUGGCACAGGCUCGCAAAUCGUCAUCCUCGACUCAGACACCGGUGUGGUGAGCAGGAUCGGCUCGGGGCCAUCGACGCCGUCGACCGUCGCCUGGUGCUCGACGCACUACCACUACAACUCCGACAAGUUCAUCGCCUUUGCCGAUCGGAGCUACCACAACAACGUCAUGUUUGUGGCUGGAUCGAGUGUAGUGGGCGUAGUUGAUGGUGAAGUCAUGGAUCAUGCAGCGUGGCUGCUGCCGGCAGGCGUCUCGGCUGCAGUCGGCUACUACGUCGAGCCUUAUAACGGCUAUCUGGCGCUCGCUACGGCUCACAACUUGCUACAGUACUACAAGUGCGAUAAUCCGUUCUCCAACUACCACCAAGAGUGCUCGCUCAAGCUGCACUCAUCGCUCACGCUGCCCAACGUGUCGGCCUCUGCGUCGUGGGUCGACGUCGCCACAGGCUCGUCGCCCGUCACUGGCGACAGCUAUGGGUAUCUGUUUGCCGACGAUCUGACGGUUGUGGAGAUCAAGGACUUUGCCACCCCUGACGACGCCAUAGUGACUCGGACGUUUUCGCUAGCCGAGGUAGUCCCGAGCGUGGCCGUGACAUACCCGUACCUGCUCGCAGUCGACGGCGUGGCGUAUGAUCCGUACGCGCGAAACUCGAUCAUGAUCACACUGACCGGCGUUGACCCGACCACGCCCAAGGGGAAGCAGCCGCCUGGCGCGCUCGUCAACUUUGUGGUCGGCGGCGGUGCAGCCGAGGCGACGGUCUCGUUUGCGAUGCCGACUCCGAUGGGCGUCGUCUUUUAUGGCGAGUGGCUGGCGAUGACGUACUACGGUGCAGGGACGACCGAGAUGAUGGCGUUUGAUUUGUCCCAGCACACGCUCAACAUCACGCUCUCGUGGCCUGUGAGCGGAACAACGACGUCGGCGUGCGCCGUUGACUCGGGAGCGAUCAACAGCCGCGACCACAGUGCGUUUGUGGUCUCGCGCGGAGGGAGCGGCGUGGCGGCUGAGGUGGUGUACGUGGACAGCCAUGCCAAGACGGCCUCGCCGCCUGCCACCUCGAGUGGCGAGCCGUCGUUUGUGGCCAAGUGCACUACUCAUUUCAACUAUGCCAAGUCGGCGUUUAUCGCGUACGUACCAUCGACGGCGAGCAACGGCUCGCAGUUGGUGGCAGUCUUCUCCUACGAUGUGCAAUAG